AUGAAGAAGAUGAGUAGAAAUCAAAGGUUGAAAGAAUGGGCAAAUGAAAAUAAAACACUGCUAUGCUUUAUUGUAGCCAGUUUAUGUCUCUUUGUAUCGAUAGUAGCACUAGCCAGCAAUCAAUGGAGUGCAUAUAUUACCGACAAAAUCACUAAUGUAUCCGAGAUAAAUGAUGUUAAGGUGGAGGAACUUAAUUAUCGAUUGCCAAGGAGCGUUGUACCACAAAACUAUGAUCUCACUUUGAUACCUGACAUGGAAAAUAAAACGUUUAAUGGAUCUCUUUUGAUUACUAUAAGUAUAGUAGAAUCAACUAAAACAAUAACUCUGCAUUCAAAAAAGUUACGCAUAAGAAAGAUGAUUUUAAGAAACAGUCAUAAUAAAAAAAUACAAAUCCCUUCAAUAAGUGCAACCAUAUAUAAAAGGGAGUUUUUAAUAAUAGAGUUAGACAAUGUUCUAAAAUUAGGUGAAUAUGAGUUAUUCUUGACGUUUUCGGGAAAAUUGGAUUUAGGCAAUGUUGGCUUUUAUACGAGUACUCCAAACAACGGCAGCGUUGUAAGGAAAAGCCGGCUUCUAUUAAGUAGUGGCCAGAAUAUUAUGGAAAAAAUGCGGAUCAACGUAAAGUUGUCAGAACGUCUUUCGCCCCUAAUUCGUCCCUUGAAUUAUAAACUUGACUUGCGUCCUAACAUUAGUAAUGGAACAUUUCAAGGGAGUGUAAAAAUUGAAGUUAAUGUUAAACAAGAAAAGAAUCAUAUCAGUUUACAUUCUAACUUUCUGAAUAUUGCUGAUAUAAAGGUUUUCAAAGAUGCAAGUGAAGUGGUUGUAUCUAAGUAUUUGGAGGUAAAGCAACUGGAGCAGCUGUUUAUAUAUUUUGAAACUGCUCUCAGUUCGGGCAAUUAUAAUAUACAUAUUGACUAUACAGGAGAUCUUACACGCAAUAUUGUCGGAUUUUAUGCCUCUCGUCUCUUUGAUGGCAGAACAAUGGUUGCUAGUAAAUUUCAACCUACAUAUGCUCGUCAAGCUUACCCUUGUUUUGAUGAGCCUGACUUCAAGGCUACAUAUGACAUUAAGUUAUGGAAGCCUCCAUCUUAUAUAGCACUCUCUAACAUGAAUGAAAUUGACAGAAGUCGUGAUGACGAGUCAAAUAUGGAUAUAGUUACAUUUGCUACCAGCGUGCCAAUGUCAACUUAUUUGGCCUGUUUCGUCAUUUGUGACUUUGAUAGCAAAGCAAUUGAAAUUGAUUCUGGAAACUAUGGACCCAAAUUUACACUCAGAUCAUUUGCACAGCGACAUGAAUUGCAUAAAAUUGAUUUUGCACAAGACAUUGGGAAAAGGGCCACAGAAUUUUACAUAAAAUAUUAUGAGGUGCCAUUCCCUUUACCAAAAUUAGAUAUGAUAGCAAUACCCGAUUAUGUGUCCGGUGCGACAGAACACUGGGGCCUGAUCACCUACAGAGAAACGUCAUUCCUUAUUGAUGACGAGCAUUCGUCAGCUGCAAAUAAAAUUAGCGUGGCCAACACAAUAGCACAUGAAUUAGCUCACAUGUGGUUUGGUAAUUUAGUGACUAUGAAAUGGUGGGAUGAAGUUUGGCUGAAUGAAGGUUUUGCCUCUUACAUGCAAGUAAAAGCAUUGGAUAAUAUUGAGCCUUCUUGGAAAAUGUUGGAUCAUUUCUUAGUCAAAACUUUGCAUCCAGUUUUAGUGAGUGACGCCAAACUGUCGAGUCAUCCUAUAGUACAAAAUGUGGCCACUCCGGACCAAAUUACCGCCAUAUUUGAUAGUAUAUCAUACAAUAAGGGUGCAUCCAUAUUGAGAAUGUUAGAAGGAUUCACAGGCGCUGAAAAUUUCCGCCGUGGGGUGUCGGAUUAUUUAAAAAAAUAUGAGUAUGGCAACACCGUGACUCAAGACCUGUUGUCAUGUUUGGAGCCUUAUUUCAAAGCGGAUUAUCCGGAUUUAAAUAUUUCGCACAUAAUGGAUACCUGGACUCGGCAAAUGGGUUAUCCCGUAUUGACCGUCAAACCAGGAGACGAACCUAACUCUUACUUUGUGUUACAAUCACGAUUCUUGUAUGACUCUGAUGCUGUAUACGCAAAUGAUUCUAAAUACAACUACCGGUGGUUUGUGCCGAUAACAUAUAAAACUGCAAGUGGUCCGCAUGAACGCCUUUUAUGGUUAUCUGACACGGAUGAGAAUAUUAAAAUUAAGUUAAAAAAUGGUGAAAAUUGGCUCAAAAUCAACAACAACCAAGUAGGCUAUUACAGAGUAAACUACACGCUGCCAAUGUGGCAGACAAUAAUUGAGCAGCUAAAAUCUAAAUCUAGUCAGCUGACGCCAGCAGACAGGAGUCAACUUUUAGAUGACAUAUUUGCCCUAGCCGAAGCUCGCUUGGUGCCAUAUUCAUUAGCUCUAAGUCUCACGAGCUACCUCUUAGUUGAAAACGACCUGAUCCCUUGGGAGACUGCUGCAUCCAUCUAUAGCAAACUGAGAGUCAACCUUCUUAACUCUUUGGCAUACGACAACUUGCAGAAAUAUUUCCAACGAUUGAUACGGCCGAUUUAUGUGAAACAAAACUGGGAGGCUCAGAAUCUGCCAAUUAUGGAAAGUUUACUGCGCACAAAAAUUUUAGGAUUUGCAGUGCAAUGCCAAUUGCCAGAUGCUGAAGAAAAAGUAAAGAAUCUUUUCCUCAAUUGGUUAAAAAAGAAGGACACGUCGGAAGAAGUGAAGAUUGAUCAAGAUCUUAGAGACAUUGUAUAUUUUCAUGGUAUGCAAUCAGGUACACUAUCUGAUUGGGAUCGACUAUUCCAAAUAUACCUGAAAGAAGAUGAUGUGCAGGAAAAGUUAAAACUCCGCAAGGCUUUAGCGGCCCCACGGGACACUACAAUACUUAGAAAGUACUUACUUUUAGCAUGGGACGAAACAAACAUCCGCAGCCAGGACUACUUAAACGUUUUAAUGCAAAUAAGUUUCAACCCAUCAGGCACUGCCCUGAUAUGGGAUGAUGUUAGGGCCCGUUGGCCGCAGUUGGUCGAUAAGUUCACAUUGAACAGCCGCUACCUUGGCAAUAUGAUUCCUAGCAUUACGAGCACUUUCAAUUCUGAUCUCAAGUACAAGGAGAUGGAGGCCUUCUUCGCCCAAUAUCCAGAUGCCGGAGCCGGAGAAAGUGCACGACAGCGAGCUCUCGAAAAUGUCCGCAACAACAUACGAUGGAACACGUAUAAUCUGCCAGGAGUCUCCUCUUGGUUGCAAGCCAACCACAGAGCUUAA
Arctia plantaginis is the source of this 3258-nucleotide messenger RNA. The record is from the annotation of a GenBank genome assembly. NCBI's taxonomy places the organism in Eukaryota, Metazoa, Arthropoda, Insecta, Lepidoptera, Erebidae.